Molecule: messenger RNA, 1866 nt
Organism: Cyphellophora europaea CBS 101466
Lineage: Eukaryota; Fungi; Ascomycota; Eurotiomycetes; Chaetothyriales; Cyphellophoraceae
Exons: 2
Coding region: 1-1866 (621 amino acids)
Biological process (GO): polysaccharide catabolic process
Cellular component (GO): fungal-type vacuole
Molecular function (GO): starch binding; glucan 1,4-alpha-glucosidase activity
Source: RefSeq, a predicted model, not a curated record
AUGAAAGCACUCGCACUAUCGCUGGUCGGCAUUGCCGCUGCCUCACCCUUUCUCCGAGUCCGCCAGAAUAAUGAUCUCGAGAGCUUCAUCGAGCGUCAGCGAAACCUGUCUCUUCCAGCUGUCCUGCGCAACAUUGGCGGUCUCAACGACUCUGAUGUCGAUGGAGCCAACCCCGGUAUUGUCGUUGCGUCUCCAUCUACGGUGAACCCAAACUACUUCUACACCUGGACCCGAGAUAGCGCCUUGACUUAUCUCAUGAUUACGGAUGAGCUACUCUUCGGGACCGAGAGAGUUGGAAACAACAGCUUGCAGGUAGUCAUCGAAGACUACACCACCGCCCAAGCCAUUCUGCAAACCGUGACCAACCCGUCUGGCUCAUUGUGGCCCGCUGGAGCUGGUCUUGGGGAGCCCAAGUUCUAUACCAACAAGACCAGAUUCAACGGCGCUUGGGGAAGGCCGCAGAACGAUGGACCUGCUCUCAGAGCCUCGGCUUUCAUCGAGGCCACCGACGCCAUCUUCGUACGCGCACCCAACGCCUCCGAGAUCGUUGCCAACGUGUACUGGCCCAUAAUCCUGAACGAUUUGAAUUAUGUUGGGCAAUACUGGAACACCUCGAGCUAUGAUCUUUGGGAAGAAGUGAAUGGCAAUUCGUUCUUCACGACCACUGCCCAGCACCGCGCUUUGGUGCAGGGCUCCAUACUCGCAGAAAAGCUCAAUCAGACCUGCGAGCCUUGCCAGCAGGCUCCUGAGAUCCUCUGCUUUCUCCAGAACAACUUCUGGAACGAAACGGGCAACUACCUGCUAGCCAAUAUCAACACCAAUCAAGUCACCCGGUCCGAAGUCAACAUCGACCCCAUUCUUGCCGCCAUGCACGCUUUCGACAUCAACGCCACUUGUGAUGCUGCUGCUCUUCAACCCUGCAAUUCCCGCACACUGGCAACACACAAGGUCGUGAUUGACUCGUUCCGCAACCUCUACCCCAUCAACGAGAACGCCACGGCGCCAACCGCCGUUGCAGUCGGACGAUAUCCUGAGGAUACGUACUACACUGGCAACCCAUGGUACAUCACGACCCUUGCGGCUGCUGAGGUCUUGUACGACGCUAUCGCGCAGUUCCGCAAAAAUGAGACCCUGACCGUUGAUGAGACCUCACUUGACUUCUUCACUGAUCUCUACCCCAACGCCACAGUCGGCAGCUACGAUGGCGACGACCUGGAGAAUAUUCUUGACGCUGUCAUGGAAUACGCCGAUGGAUUCGUCGAGGUCGUUCAGAAAUACACUCCCGAGAACGGCACUUUGAACGAGCAGAUCAACAAGACAACAGGCGAGCCUACCUCUGCCAUUGCUCUCACCUGGUCAUUUGCUGCUUUCAUAACCAUGGCCGAGCGUCGUGAUGGCCAGUUCCCGCCAUCAUGGGGAGCCAGCAGUGAAUUAGCCAACAACAGCACCGAAACUUGCGCCGCUUCUUCAUACAACGCCACUUACUCUUAUCAAGUCGCAGCUGCUGCUGGUGCACCCCAGGUCGGCACUCCUAGAUGCAUGAAGGAGGUCCUCUUCGUCGCCAACUACAGUUCCGCCUUCGGCAACAAUCUUUACAUCGUUGGCAACAACACACUGUUCGGUGGCGACCUGAUGCCUGAACUACCCAUCCAGGUGAUGCGUACAGGCAACAAGACUGAAACAGAGCCGCUCUCCAUAGUGCCCGCUUGGGUCAUCUCACCUCAGACAAUCGAGUACCGGUAUGUGCUGCAGAAUGAGACUGCCGGCACGUAUACUUUUGAGAACAAAACAAUGAUUGUCGAGGUUGGCCCUUGUGACGGGGAGAUUCAGAGAGUUGACGACAGCCCCGCAUUUCCGGGCCAAUAA